AUGACUCCGCUUCACUUGACCGCACAAGUGAACGCUUGGGAAAGUGCUGUGGAGUUGCUUCAAGGAAAUACUCUUGGAAGCCCUACAAAAUUGGAUGAAAUCUUGGAAGAAGAGAAUGAGAACGGAGAGUCGGUGUUGCAUUUCGCUGCAAGGAGUGGAUGUCUUAACGUGGUUGAGGAACUGUUGAAAAAGAAAGUAGUUCGUCAAAUCCUCAAUGCGACGGCUGCUGGAAAUCAAACGCCACUUCAUGUUGCUGCUAGAAAUGAUCAUGCUAAAAUCUGUGAGGUCCUUCUCCGGAAAGGAGCCAACCCGUAUGCUCGAGCCGAUGGGAUGACUCCUUUUGAUUUAGCAAUAAUGAUGGGCAGCUUGAACAGUGCUGAAGUUCUUCGAAAGUACUGCAGUGUCAACGGAGAGAGCGUGGCCGUUGACGACGUUGCCGAAAUCAAGGAAGAGGCCACGGUUAACAAGUUGUCAAUGCAGUUGGAUUCGAUACUCAUGCAAGGCAUCAUAUACGAGAAGUUGAUGCGAAACGCCAAAUACAAGAUCAUUGUUGACUUUGCAAAAGACAAAAGUUCAACGAAAAUUGAGGACAAAAACGCUCAACCAAAACGAAUAAAUCUAUACUCAAAUCCAAGUGACGAAUGGGAGGAAUUGUUGCGGAAACGGGACGAAUCGACGAAUCGUUCUAUGGAAACAAGAAUGACCGAAAUGGCUGCUCAUUUGUUAGAGAUGACAAGAAUGCUUAAAGCAAUCCAAGCAAGUCAGCAAGCAAGCCCAGCAGUUCAGCAAGCAAGCCAAGCAGAACGAUCAUCU
Messenger RNA from Mesorhabditis belari, 813 nucleotides. The record is from the annotation of a GenBank genome assembly. Lineage: Eukaryota; Metazoa; Nematoda; Chromadorea; Rhabditida; Rhabditidae.